CUGAGCUUAAGUAGUUCCCACUUCUCGGUUUUCCUCAUUGUUAGAGAUUUGGAAAUUUGUGUUUGCCAAUUCUGAGUUUCAGCUCGCAGUCUUGGUCGGAUUGCGUCGCCUUUCUCGCGAGGUCGUACUCGAUUGAAUCGAGAAAGACAUAGCCAGAGGUCGAUCGGCUCUGCUGGGGGCACCCCUCGCAUCUUCGGGGGCGUAGUCUAUGGCCAAGAUGGAGAAUGGCUGCAGGGGUAAGAAACAUGCAUUGGUUCUUCCCAUUACAAUGCAGGCUCACAUCGCGGGAAUUCUCAGGCUUUGCACAGAUCUGGCGACAAGAGGUGUGGCCAUCAGCUUCGUGGCUGGGGCAAGGGAAGUUGCAGUCCUGAAGGAGAACGAAGAGCUGCGAGAGCUGGACUUCCACCUCAUCUCCUACGAGGACUUCGCGCCCUCUGGCGGCUCUGAACAACUCCAUGAGAAGUUUAACAAUCCUUUCGAGUUCAUUGCUGUUGCACAAAAGGUCUUCGAUCCAGUUUUAGAAAAGCUGGUAGCUGAUCAGAGGGCAGGACUUCCAGGGCCUACGUGCCUCAUCUCCGACAGGUUGUUGGCAUUUGCACAGGACGUAGCGAACGAGUUGAACAUUCCUCACUAUCAGUUCUAUAGCUGCGGGGCACACUUCGUUCGAAUCCUACAGGAGUAUCCGAAGCUGUUGGCCGACGGUACAUUGAAGCUGCACGAAGAUUUUAGGACUGGCAAGGUAUCCAUAGCAGAAUAUGAGGGCCAUUUGAACAUAGCAGGUCUUCCACCUCUACGAUGGAAAGAGAUUCUGAACCCAAUCAAGUUGGGUCUGCAAAUGUUUCUGGACGUGGCAGACAGAAUUGACGAAGUGGACGGUCUGAUUGUAAACACUUUCUACGAGAUGGAUGCCCCGCAGGUGGACGCGAUAAGGCAGAGGUGGGAGGGAGAUCCUCAAGGUAAGACUAGGCAACUAUUCCUGGUCGGGCCUCUGUCGAAUGCCGCCAACUUCAAGGAUCAGUCGUUUGUAUCAGACUCGAGUCGUCCGGGCCAUGAUUGUUUGCAGUGGCUGGAUAGUCGACAGCCUGACUCGGUGUUGUACAUAUGCUUUGGCAGUCUAGUACGCUUCACAAUUGAACAGAUCCACGAACUCGCUAUCGCUCUGGAGGCUAGUGGGCAUGAUUUUCUCUGGGUUCUUUCCCGAGGCUUUAGCGGUAAGCCUUUCUCUGACUUGGACGAAAUUCUCCCUCCCAACUUUCGAUCACGCACGAGAGACAGAGGCCUGAUUCUCGACGGAUGGGUACCGCAGCUCCACGUUCUGUCGCAUCCUUCUACUGGAGGCUUCGUUACACAUUGUGGCUGGAAUUCUGCGAUAGAGGGCGUAACGACGGGCGUGCCGAUGAUAGCUUGGCCUCAGCUGCCGAACGACCAGGGUACAGUCUGCAGGCACCUUGUGGAUGAGCUGAAAAUUGCAGUGGAAGUCGGCGGGAGUGGCAAAUUCAAUUUCCUUUAUGACGCAGAAAUCCAGUCCGUAGUCAGAAACCUCGUCGGACGUGAGGAAUUAGAGGACGCGGUGAGGUUUCUUCUAUCAGAACAGGGAAACGACAUGAGGGCCAGAGUCCGGGAGCUGAAGAAGAGAGCAGAUGCCGCUGUUGCAGAAGGCGGAGCAAGAGGGAAGGCGAUGGAUGACAUCGUACAAUCCAUCCCCACUCACAACUGAGUUGCAGGAUCCCGCUCCGCUGUCUGCACCAGGCUGCCAUACACUUCGCGGUUCUUUCCAUUCAUCUGCAGUCGUCACCCAGACGAUGUUUGCUGCCUUCUCCGGUUUCUGCUUAUUCAUUGGAAUUGUCAGAGGAAGACGUAGAGGUUUUCCGGGACACGACGAUAGGACUUUUGAAAAAAAAAAUCUCUAUUGUGGGGUUCUGUUCUGUCAUUGUAGUUACGAUUUUUUUCACUCUCGUCUCGAAUGAACUGGCGAACCUUAGUUCUCAAGUUGCACUUACAGUAAUUGUCUAGAGUGCAGCUUCCGACGUUACUUUCAAUCAGUACUGGCACAUGUAGCAUCAACAGUUAACUUUGAUUGUGAGUACAUACUAUUUUCGCUUUGAUAGUGAGUACUUAGAAUCUUCGCUUGAGAAACUUUCAUGAACUACGAUUGCAGUGCCCUGAAAUUAGGACCAUGCUAUAUGAUAUUUUAUUUCUAUAUGAUCGAAUCUGGAGGUUAUACGCCUG
Molecule: messenger RNA, 2229 nt
Organism: Marchantia polymorpha subsp. ruderalis
Lineage: Eukaryota; Viridiplantae; Streptophyta; Marchantiopsida; Marchantiales; Marchantiaceae
Source: the annotation of a GenBank genome assembly